CAAUAAUUAAUUAUAAAUGUAUUUACGUGUUGUUUGUAACUAUAUUUAUUUAUUUAUGGUUACCUUUUUAUAAUUUGCAGGUUUUUGCCGCUCUUCAAAGGACGAAUCCCGGCACAGUCGUUGAGUGGGAAUGGAAGGAUGGGGAAAUGGCUCGUCAUUCUCGAGACAAAGAAUUCAGAUUUGUCUUUUGGGCGUUUGGGCCGGCCAUUCGAACCUUCCAUCUUUGCCCGGCGAUCAUUAGCAUCGACGACACGCACCUGCGAGGUUCGUACAAGGGGAAGCUACUU
This is a messenger RNA of Striga hermonthica, 287 nucleotides long. The record is from the annotation of a GenBank genome assembly. NCBI's taxonomy places the organism in Eukaryota, Viridiplantae, Streptophyta, Magnoliopsida, Lamiales, Orobanchaceae.